This is a messenger RNA of Phyllopteryx taeniolatus (common seadragon), 3987 nucleotides long. RefSeq names its product tripartite motif containing 46b (gene trim46b). The record is from RefSeq and is a predicted model, not a curated record. NCBI's taxonomy places the organism in Eukaryota, Metazoa, Chordata, Actinopteri, Syngnathiformes, Syngnathidae. Gene Ontology annotation, molecular function: zinc ion binding; protein binding. The coding region runs from base 661 to 3066 and encodes 801 amino acids. The transcript is spliced from 12 exons.
UGCAGACACGCGCUCGGUGACCGAGUCACUGAGUCAGCAAAUCCUCAGAAAAUCUGGAUUGACAACACAUACAACACGAAAAAAAUGUUUUGGAUAUUUCGUGGGGACUAAGGACAUCAACCAUAUAUGCAACAUAAAGUGCACUAGUAGCGUUGGCAUUGUUAAAAAAAUAAAAUAAAUAACCCGGUCAGAGGUGGAAAUAGGAGAGUUGGGCGCCAUCUGGUGGUUAAUACGCGAAACAACAACCGAGAACAAAUAUUACGUUUUUUUUUUAAAAAACAAAAAACGACCGGAGAAAGAAAUAUUGUGAAUUACAGUGGUGAUAGUCAAAUCUAAAAUAAUUUAAAAAAUAAAAUACUUCAAAUGAAUCAGCCUAGAAAGCGAUUGGUUCCUAUAUUAAGUGGGCGUGGCUUACCGUGGUCUGGCUUGAGGUCCAGACCGAAUCUCCUGCAUUACAUUUAAGGAAAAACAAAAAAAAAAUAAUAGUGCAUUUGUAAAACGAGUAAUUUACUGAACGAUAACGUCAUUUGAACAGCCGAAGAGUCAUACUUGUUUUUACAUGCGUGUGUGUGUGUGUGCGCGCGCGUGUGUGUGUAUGUACGUACUAUGGCAGAUUACCGGCAGCUUUUUUUGCAGAUGUUGUCAACAAGCUGCUAAAAUAUGGACGCGAUGGAUUUGAAGGCAGCCACGUCGAACAUGGACGCUCUGGUCCGCAUCAGCUCCAACAUGAAGAGCCUGGAGCACGAGCUGCACUGCCCCGUGUGCAAGGACAUCGUCAAGCAGCCCGUGGUGCUGCCGUGCCUCCACAGCGUGUGCCUCAUGUGCGCCUGCGAGGUCCUGGUGGCCAGCGGGUACCCGCAUCCGGACCUCCCCGCCGAGCCCAACUCCCCGGCCUCCACGCCCAACACGCGCUCCCCCCGACAGCUGCGCAGGCCCACGCCCAAAGCCGAGCAGCGGCCCAUCGACAGGGUGCUCCGGGCGGGUCCCCACUCGCCUUCUCCGUCCACGCCCCGCUCGCCGGGAUACCCGGGGCGGCGGCGCAAGGAGGGCCCGCCCCUUGCCAUGAUGUUCACCUGCGUGCCCUGCGGCCGUGACGUGGAGCUGGGCGAGAAAGGCCUCACCGACUGCUUGCGGAACCUCACCCUGGAGCGCAUCGUGGAGAGGUACCGGCACACGGUGAGCCUGGGCAGCGUGGCCAUCAUGUGCCAGUUCUGCAAGCCCCCGCAGGCCCUGGAGGCCACCAAGGGCUGCGGCGACUGCAGGGCCAACUUCUGUAACGAGUGCUUCAAGCUCUACCACCCGUGGGGGACGCCGCGGGCGCAGCACGAGCACAUCCUGCCCACGCUCAACUUUAGACCCAAGGUUUUGACUUGCACGGAGCACGACCAGGAGAAACUGCAGUUCUACUGCAGGUCCUGUCAGCGGCUGCUUUGUCCGCUCUGCAAACUGCGUCGCACGCACACGGGACACAAGAUCCUGCCCGUGGCUCAAGCCUACCAAGCCCUCAAGGAGAAGAUUACAAAAGAGAUGAACUACAUUCUGUCCAACCAGGACACGGUGCUGGCUCAGAUUACGCAACUGGAGAGCGCCAUCACUCAGACUGAGGUGAACAGCGUGUCGGCCCGCGAGCAGCUGGCCCAGAGCAUCAGGGACCUGACGGCGGCGCUGGCCGAGCGCCAUUCCUCGCUCACCCAGGCGCUGGAGGCGACGCGGCACAAGCGCGGCGAGGCGCUGGCCGCUCAAGUGGCGGAGCGGCGGAGCUUGAUGGAGCACGCCGGCCUCGUCGCCUUCUCGCAGGAGCUGCUGAAGGAGACGGACCAGCCCUGCUUUGUGCAGGCCGCUCGCCAGACGCAUAACAGGUUCAGCAAAGCGAUUGAGAACCUUCAGCAUUUUGCUCUGGCCGCUGAUCCGUCCUUCAGGCAUUUCCAGCUGGAGGUAUCCAAAGAACUCAAACUGCUCACGGAGCUGAAUUUUAUCCAAGCUCCUUUGGCCCCAGUCCUCGACACCCAGCACUCCCUGGCCUACGACCAGCUCUACCUGAGCUGGCGUCUGCCCCCGGAAUCGGCGCCCGCCUGGCACUACUCGGUGGAGUACCGCCGCCGGGGUGUGGUGCCGGGGGGGGCGUCCCGGGGCGGCAACAGGGGCGGUCUGGCCGCCGCCCGCUGGGGCUGGCAGAGACUGGACGAGGUGAGCGCAACGAGCGCCGUCAUCGACAGGCUGGAGAUGGACAGCGUGUACGUGCUGCGGGUGAGGGGCUGCAACAAGGCGGGCUACGGCGAGUACAGCGAGGAGGUUUACCUGCACACCCCACCGGCACCAGUGCUUAACUUCUACCUGGACUCUCGCUGGGGUCUCCACGCCGACCGCCUGGUGGUCAGCAAGGAGCAAAGAGCGGCCCGCAGCGUCCCCGGCCUCUCCCUGCUGCAGGCCGCCGACCACGCGCUCACUUCCUGUCACCUGACGUCGGACCUCCUGGUGGGAGACGUGGCCAUCACGCAGGGGAGACAUUACUGGGCGUGCUCGGUGGAGCCCGGCUCUUACCUCGUCAAGGUCGGUGUUGGACUAGAGUCCAAACUGCAGGAGUGGUUUCAUCUACCAGAAGACAUGGCCAGUCCCCGGUACGACCCGGACAGCGGCCACGACAGCGGUGCGGAGGACGGCGUGGACUGUGCCCCGCCCUUCUGCUUCCUCACCAUGGGCAUGGGGAAGCUCUACCUGCCCCAGCACAGCUACCACCACCACCACCACCACCACAACGGCCAACGCUCGGACCCCAACGGCAACGCUCCGUCCCCGCCGGUUGGCCUGACCUACCCGCUGCCCCCCCGGCUGGGCGUGUGCCUCGACUUCGAGAAAGGCCGCGUGGCGUUCUACGACGCCCACUCCCUGCGCCCCCUGUGGGAGGGUCACGUGGACUGCUCGGGCCCGGUGUGCCCGGCCUUCUGCUUCAUCGGAGGGGGAGCCCUGCAUCUCCAGGAGCUGGUGGCCAACCGCGGGGCCGACCGGACGCCCGUGAGGAGGGUGACCAUCCAACCGCGUGGUGGCUCCAAUUUAAACAUCAACUGAUUACAAUUUAGAAUGUUCAGUAAUUUGCGUUUAGAGCAUUUCUACGGCAACAAAUAUGCAAUGUAAUUAAGUUUCUUACGUUUUUAUUUGCAAGAAUCACCGCUUUCGUCGUCUUUGCUAUACCCGACACCAGAUGUAAUUAUAUACACUGCUUAAUGGAUGUAUUGGACCACCACCCGUAUCAGCUUUAGGCACAAAAUUAAAAAAAUUCAAUACUGAUCAAUUUGGUUCAGGAGCGCCCCCCGGAAUUAUUUGAAAAUUCAGCCCCUGAAGCCAGUUUCACUUGGCAACAUGAAAUUUGGUGGACAUGUCCAUCAUGAGUAGACCCACAAAAAAGUCUCAAGGAACCAUGCACGGAAAGACACAGGAAGUCUGCCAUUUUGGUUUGAAGCGGCCAUGUUAGUCCCAUUUUUACCAUUUCAAAAACAGGUCUAAUAGAUGCGUUAAGCACUGUACUGUACAUUUGAUGCCUGCACAUUUAUUUACAGAGCUAACGUUGUUUUAGCGUCAAACUGACCAUUUCAUGCCCUUAAGUGUCGAAUUUGCGUGCUUUACGUAAGUAAACGUAGACCUAUGGCGUCGAGAACUGCACUCUGAUGCCAAGUUAUUGUUUUAAUGUGGUCAAUUAGCGGUAGGGAGGAACAACAAGAGGCAGUAGGCUGUCAUUAGAAGCUGCAAUUAUACCUCUGGCACUCAGCUAAAAGCGCUAGUUUCGACGCUCGCGUUUGUACGUUGUGUAAUUCAAACACAUGAUGAGCCCCAUGCCAUUUGCACCCCUCUGCACAUGGAUGUAUGCGUGUGUGUGUGUGCGCCUGACAGCAACAUGUACCAACAGUCGGCCAGCAGUGAAAAGUUGUUUUUAAACUCGCUUUUUUUUUUUUUUUUUUUUUUAACUCGCUUGAUUGUAACGUUAGCGAGUGU